Strongylus vulgaris is the source of this 588-nucleotide messenger RNA. NCBI's taxonomy places the organism in Eukaryota, Metazoa, Nematoda, Chromadorea, Rhabditida, Strongylidae. The record is from the annotation of a GenBank genome assembly.
AUGCGUUUGUUCAAGGGUAACAUUGGUCAACCCCCAUACGGUUUCCCAGAACCACUAAGAACUAAAGUUUUGCGCGGAAAACCCAAGGCGAAGGGAAGAGCUGGAGAAGAAAUACCACCUAUGGACUUUGCAAAAGAAAAGAAAGCUUUGGAAGAGAAACAUGGAAGACCAAUGAGAGAUCAAGAUCUAAUGUCGCAUGCGAUGUACCCAGCAGUUUUCGACGAAUUUGAACGAUUCCGACAGCAGUAUGGACCAGUCGAUAAACUACCGACGAGAAUAUUCCUCACUGGAUUAGACAUUGCCGAAGAGCUUGACGUAGAGAUCGAAGAAGGAAAGACGCUUGCCAUACAGCUGCUUGCUGAAGGAAAACUGAAUUCAAAAGGAGAGCGUGAAGUCUUCUUCUACCUGAAUGGUCAAAUGAGGAGUAUAUUCAUUCAGGAUAAAGAAGCUUCCAAGACAAUUAUAACGCGAGCUAAAGCUUUACCUGGAGUACGUGGAUCCAUAGGUGCACCUAUGCCCGGUGAGAUUCUGGAGUUCAAAGUGAAGGAAGGAGACAAGGUUUGUACACACGCACAAAACGUAGCUUAA